Messenger RNA from Paramecium sonneborni, 1658 nucleotides. Lineage: Eukaryota; Ciliophora; Oligohymenophorea; Peniculida; Parameciidae. The record is from the annotation of a GenBank genome assembly.
CAACUAAUAAGAAAAUAUAUGUAAGGAUAAUAUUAUUCGCUUAAAAGGAAAAUAAAUACAUCAAGUUAGCUAGUGAGAUCAAAUUAAUUACUGUCACUUGCAGAAACUAAUGAUUAAAUAUAAAAAAAUAAAACUGACUCUUAAUUAUCAAACUCGCAUAAAAAAAUAUCAAGAUCAAUUAAUAAUCUUCAAACUAAGAAAGAUCAAAAUUUAGACUUAGCAUUCAUGACUGUAACAAAACCAGAUUCAAGGUAUGAUUUUAGUAAGUUUCCUAAUUUGGAAAAAAAAACUGAUGUUUAAAGAGUGAAUUGGUUUACUAAAUAAAAUAAAUAGAUAGAAUAAUAACAAAAUUUUUUAGAAUUCUUAAAUGCUACAAGAGCAUAAUCUACAAAAAAUUAACCUAAGCCUAAACUUGUUCAUUAAAGCAAAAUUGAUGAUAAAAAUGAAUUAAAUUACUGUGACAAAUAUUUUGUAGUUAAAACACCAAUUAAACCUAUUUAAAUUAAAUAAAAAACUUCCAGUAAAUGUAAUCAUAUUUAUUUAGGAAAGAACUAAUAAGUAUGAGCUCAACUAUGAGUAGGAUUAAAAAAAAAACUAUAAACAGAAAUUUGAAUUUAGAAUGUACUAUAAAAUUUAAAUUAAAUAGAAUUUAUAGAAAAAAAUAAUGAAUUACGUAGACAUUGUUAAACUUAAUAAGAUCAUCAAUAUACUUAAAAUUCUAUUUUGGAGUAAUUACAAAUUAAAAAUAUCUAACAUAUUAAUUUGUAUUCAUCUGUCAAAAGAGGUAUUAAGAAUUAAAUUUUACAUAAUCAAUAUAAGAGUGAAAUUAAAGAUUUAAUAGAAUUAGAUGAUGAAUUGACUGAAUAAGAUUAUGAUACUAUUAAAGAAUUAUAAAAAAAGUGCAUUUUUCAAAAUCCAUUCACUAAUACUCAUUAAAACUAAAAUAAUAUGGUUAAUUAAGAGAUUGUUAACAUUAAAUCUAAAGUUAAUGAUUAAAAUGAAAAUGAAUAGUUUAUGAUUAUUCAAAAAAGAAAAAAUAAAAUAAAAAGAGUUUUAUUGUAAAUAACUUUAUUUCUACAUUGGAUGAUUGAACAUAAACUUAAAUAUGAAGACAUUAUUAGUGGAAAUGUUUUUUAAGCUAAACCAUAUUAAAGUGAAAAGUCUAAAUAAUGUUUUUAAAAAGUAAAAGCAAAUGAUAUUGAAGUUGUGAAUUAAUUUAUAGGUCAUAAUAAAUUUCUGGUUUAUGAUUAUGAUAAUUUUAAAUUAACUAUGCUUCAUCAUGCAGUUAUUAGAGAUUAUCCUGAAAUGGUAAUAUUAAUUUUACAAAAUUAUGCUGAAGUUAAUAGUAAAGAUAUUGUAAUAUAUUUAAUCUAUUAAAGUAAGGUAGAACACCUUUAUUUUAUGCAAUCAAAGGAAAAUGCAAUUAAUGUGUUUGCAUUUUAUUAUUUUACAAAGCCUCUCCAUGGGGUAAUACCAAGAAUAAUUAUGAUAAAUAUCUAGAACUUUUAGAUCCUAGAGUAAGAGACUUAUAUAAAAAAGCAAAAACAGUAAAUAAAUAUGAAAAUAAUUUUAGAUUCAUCUUCGUAUGUAAAUACUUAAAGCUUCCAAAAGAGAACAUUAUUGGUCAUAAUAAAAAUUAAUAUUUACAUAUAAAUGAU